ACCCAACGUUCAGGAGCAUGCAUUCUGUUGCACUUGAGCUCUCGCCCUACACACACACACACACCCCCACACACACACUCACUCACUCCUGCUCUCACGAUGAGCAACUAUGCUGCAAAUGAGGGGGUCUCCGUUGUUGUCAUUCUGGUUUGGCUGGGGAUCAAUGUUUUCCUCUUUGUACGGUUCUAUCUGGCUUUCCUCACUGAUCAAUAUUUCUACACUCGGGUUCUACUUGGGGAUGCCUUGUCGUGGGCCAGAGCUCCAGCUGCCUGCCUCAACUUUAACUGCAUGUUGAUCCUGCUGCCUGUGUGCCGCAACUUACUGUCCUUUCUGCGUGGCUCCAUUCAGAUGUGUAGCCGCACUGCAGCUCGCCAGCUCGAUAGGAACAUCACCUUCCACAAGCUGGUCGCCUACAUGAUCGCCUUUCACACAGCGGUCCACAUCAUUGCCCACUUGUUUAACUUUGAGCGGUUCAUGGACGCCCAGCUGUUAGGGAACAGCAGCCAGCUCCCUUACGUGCUCUCACAGAUUGGCAAUGGGGACAACCACUCCUACAUCAACCCUAUUCGCAGCAAUGGAACUAAUCCAACCUAUGUGAUGUUCACCACCAUUGCUGGCCUGACGGGAGUGGUCAUCACCUUAGCCCUCAUCCUGAUCAUCACCUCUUCCAUGGAGGUCAUCCGGAGGUCAUACUUUGAGGUGUUCUGGUUCACCCAUCACCUCUUUGUGGUGUUCUUCAUCGGUCUAGUUCUGCAUGGAGUAGGACGCAUUGUACGUGGCCAACCCUUAGCUGAUCUGGACAAGCAUGACCCCAUCAAAUGUGCUAAACUCUUUGAAAAAUGGGGACGAAAUCUAUCCUGCCCCGAGCCUCAGUUUGCUGGAAAUCCCCCAGGGACAUGGAAAUGGGUGGUGGGGCCUAUGUUUCUCUACCUGUGUGAAAGGAUUGUACGAUUCUGCCGCUCACAACAGAAGGUGGUCAUCACAAAGGUGGUCAUGCACCCAUCCAAAACGCUGGAGCUGCAGAUGAGGCAGAAGGGCUUCAAGAUGGAGGUGGGCCAGUAUGUCUUCCUCCAGUGUCCAUCUGUCUCGCAGCUGGAGUGGCACCCCUUCACCCUCACGUCGGCCCCGGAGGAGGACCACUUCAGCGCCCACGUCCGCAUUGUGGGUGACUGGACUGAGGGCCUGCUCAAAGCCUGUGGAGGGGACAAGAACGAAUUCCAGGAGGCCUGGAAAAUGCCCAAGAUUGCAGUGGAUGGACCAUUUGGGACUGCGAGUGAAGAUGUUUUCCAGUAUGAGGUGGUUAUGCUCGUGGGUGCUGGGAUCGGAGUCACCCCUUUUGCGUCCAUCCUGAAAUCUGUGUGGUACAAACAUGUCCAAAACAACACUAACGUCUUCACAAAGAAGAUCUACUUCUACUGGCUGUGCCCAGAGACGCAGGCUUUUGAGUGGUUCGCUGACCUGCUGCAGAGCCUGGAGGGCCAGAUGGUGGAGAAGGGCAUGGGGGACUUCCUCAGCCUCAACAUCUACCUCACCAGGUGGCAGGAAUCAGAGGCCGCUUACUUCUGGGGUCAACACGAGGCUGAGAAUGAUCCCAUCACUGGCCUAAAGCAGAAGACCAAAUAUGGAAAACCCAUCUGGGUCGACGAGUUCCGUGCGAUUGGGGCAAAUCAUCCAGAAUCAAAAGUGGGUGUGUUCCUGUGCGGCCCACCGGCUCUGGCUAAGACCCUGGAGAAUCAAUGCAAGUCCAACUCUGAGUCUUCGGUCACGUUCAUCUUCAACAAGGAGAAUUUCUGAGAUCCUUUUCUUCCUUUGCUGCUUCAGACAUGUCAGUGCUGUGAAAGAUAUCGGCAAAAUAAGUCAGUGGUUGUCGAGGCUCUUGAAGCGCAUUGUGUUGCCUCUUGGUCUGAAGUUUGAUUGGAUUUGAUUUGAAGGCUUUUAACAGGUCAGGGAAAUAGAGCACGAGUCCGAGUAGCUAUACUGAAAAGAUAAAUACCUUGAAUUAUUGGACCUUUAAUGCUAAGGACAGCACACGGAAGUCCUACUUGCGUAAUAGUUGAUGUGUGCAUGAAAGCAUUCAAAGUGUUAUAAAUCAACAUCAGCCAGAUUUACUUGAAAGAUAAAGUGACAGACGCAAAGGCUUCACUGAGCUAAUUGUUACAGUUGAGUGUCAAAUGCAACACUGAUAAAAAUGUUAAGAGCUUGGAAUUAUUAAGCACUUUAUGAAUUGUGGGUUCAAGAUAUCGGUCUAUGAUGUUGGAGCUGUGAGCUUUGAACUGUAAUGUACUCAAUCACUGUCCACAAACAUUUCAAUUAUGUUUUCUGUUACAACUAUUCACAUGCAUUUAGUAACGUGUAAAUAACAUAGUAACUCAUUUUACACAAUGUCUUAUUAUUCCAAUGUCUCAAUCUGCUUGUGCAUACAUGUAUUCAUACGUAUCCGAACCCCACUUUUGGGCAUUUUCUAAAUAUUUUGCUUUACUAUUAAGGUGUAAAAAGGAAAUAAAUGAAUUUGCACAUGCAAAGAAAUUAAUGCAUAAAGGAAAUUCUCACGGCUGAUGCUUUUCUUUCACCAUUGUUGUGAAAUAUAAAAAACAGCCUCAUUACACAAACGUUGUGAAAUUCUCUCCACCACAGUAGCUACUGGCUACCUGUUUCAUUCCUUCUGCUUGUACUGGUGGAAAGUCCGCUCAAUUGGCUCAUAGCAUUGUUCCUCUUUUUUGAAUUUCACUUCUAUUCUUGUCCCGUCUUUACCCUGUGUGCACUGGUGAGUUUAGUGAAGUGUGGCAUACCAACUGCAUAGAGUUCAAAACAAGCACAGCAAGGAUAAUGACUGAUGUUACAAUUCUGUUUUGAUUAAAUGGUUUCAUUGUUGUUAUAAUUUGUGAAAUAAGUGGUCCAUCUCUAUUUUAGCUUUGCUUUUGGGAUCAGGAUGAACAGGAUAUUUGCAGUUAAACAAUAAAAUUACUCUUGGACAAUAAAAAUAA
Clupea harengus (Atlantic herring) is the source of this 2984-nucleotide messenger RNA. RefSeq names its product cytochrome b-245 beta chain (gene cybb). Gene Ontology annotation, cellular component: plasma membrane; NADPH oxidase complex. The record is from RefSeq and is a predicted model, not a curated record. Gene Ontology annotation, molecular function: superoxide-generating NAD(P)H oxidase activity. NCBI's taxonomy places the organism in Eukaryota, Metazoa, Chordata, Actinopteri, Clupeiformes, Clupeidae. Gene Ontology annotation, biological process: defense response; superoxide anion generation.